AUGGAGGCGGUAGCAGAGCUCUGCCUCCCGCAGCUCAACGCCUCCUGCAGGAGGUCGCUGCAGCCCCGCUCCGAGGCCGUGCUCGUCUGCAGCCUGCAGUCCCUCGUCGCCAUGCUCACCGUGCUCCUCAACCUGCUGGUCAUCGUCUCUAUCUCCCACUUCAGGCAGCUCCACACCUCCACCAACCUGCUGGUCCUGUCUCUGGCCGUCGUGGACCUCCUGGUGGGUUUGCUGCAGAUGCCGAUAGAGAUCAUCCUGUACCGAGGCUGCUGGCUCCUCAGCGACUUCAUCUGCACUGUCAACUUCUCCUUGGGUUACCUCCUGGUCAGCGUCUCCGUGGGGAACCUGGUUCUGAUAUCCGUGGACCGCUACGUGGCCGUUUGUAAGCCCAUGUUCUACUCCACCAAAGUGACUGUGGGCCGAGUGCAGCUCAGCGUGUGUCUGUGCUGGUUCUGUUCUGCUGUUCACAGCUGUUGGAUCCUCAGGGACUUCCUCAGAGAGCAGGACGGUUUGAGCUUCUGCUACGGGGAGUGUGUGGUCGCGGUCACGUACGCUCAGGUGGCCGUUGACCUCGUGGUGACCUUUCUAGGCCCCUUCGUUGUCGUCACGCUGUUGUACGUCAGGGUGUUUGUUGUGGCCGUGUCUCAGGCUCGCGCCGUGCGCUCGCAGGUUGAAGCUGUCGCACUCCCGUGUUCAGAAGCCCCAAAACCACGGAAGGCGGAGCUGAAGGCGGCCCGGACGCUCGGCGUCGUGGUGCUCGUCUUCCUCUUGUGCUCAGCUCCAUAUUACAUUUUCACCAUUGCUACUGAGAUCAGCUCCAUAGGUGGGACGUCUGCAGCCAUUUGGCUGCUGUACAGCAACUCUUGCAUCAAUCCUGUGAGUUAUACGUUUUUCUAUCCGUGGUUCAGAAAAUCCAUUAAACUCAUUGUUACACUUAGGAUUCUGCAGCCUGGAUCCUGUGACACUAACAUGCCGUAG
Betta splendens (Siamese fighting fish) is the source of this 978-nucleotide messenger RNA. RefSeq names its product trace amine-associated receptor 13c-like. The transcript has 2 exons. Gene Ontology annotation, cellular component: membrane. The record is from RefSeq and is a predicted model, not a curated record. Gene Ontology annotation, biological process: G protein-coupled receptor signaling pathway. NCBI's taxonomy places the organism in Eukaryota, Metazoa, Chordata, Actinopteri, Anabantiformes, Osphronemidae. Gene Ontology annotation, molecular function: trace-amine receptor activity. The coding region runs from base 1 to 978 and encodes 325 amino acids.